This is a messenger RNA of Pelodiscus sinensis (Chinese soft-shelled turtle), 603 nucleotides long. RefSeq names its product olfactory receptor 5AP2-like. The record is from RefSeq and is a predicted model, not a curated record. Gene Ontology annotation, molecular function: olfactory receptor activity; G protein-coupled receptor activity. Gene Ontology annotation, cellular component: membrane. Gene Ontology annotation, biological process: G protein-coupled receptor signaling pathway. NCBI's taxonomy places the organism in Eukaryota, Metazoa, Chordata, Testudines, Trionychidae.
AUGUCGUACGAUCGGUAUCUAGCAAUCUGCCACCCCCUCCGCUACGCUGCUCUGAUGAACGGCCGGGUGUGUAUCCAGCUUGUGGUGGCAUCCUGGAUAAGUAGCCUUCUGGGCUGUGCCCUUGUACAUAUUUUCUUUUUCCAGUUAACAUUCUGUGAUUCAAAAGAAAUUGACCAUUUCUUCUGUGAAUUCGCAUCCAUGCUACCGCUCUCUUGUAGCAGCACCCGGAUUCUGCAACUGGUGGCAUUUACUGAUGCUGCCAUCGUGACACUUGUACCUUGUGUAAUGACUCUGGCGUCCUACGUUUGUAUCAUCGCCACCAUCCUAAAAAUCCCUUCCACCACUGGGAAACAAAAGGCCUUUUCCACCUGCUCCUCCCACCUCAUGGUGGUGACACUUUACUAUGUGAUCAUAUUUGCUAUCUAUGUGGUUCCAAUAGUCAGCACUCCCAAAGUAUCGCAAAAAGUAUUUUCUGUCUUCUGCACAGUCCUGAAUCCCAUGAUCAACCCCAUCAUCUACUGCCUGAGAAACAAGGAGGUCAAUGAAUCCCUGAGAAAAGUUCUUCAUAAACUGGUUGCUGUCAGACACAGAAACAGAAUUUGA